ACGUGUCGGAGUAGCUGUCGGAAUCGCGCGUCAACAGAUGACAAAGUCAACAAAACGCUGACGACGACGGCGACUUAAGCCAAAAUCUGUUCAACAAAAGUUUUACCUCUUGAGUUUAUUGUGCUUUAGCGUUAGUGAUCGGAAUUAUUAUUACGAAAUUCAUGUGGAAAAAGUAAAGUGCACUUGCCGACCGAAAAUUGCCAUGGACGAUGACUACGAUAUCUACGGCGAUUUGGAGGGGUUCGAGAUCGAAACUCGGAAGGAGAAUCAAAUAGUCAAGGAAUUGAACGCGGAAAUUGAGGAGCUGAAAGCCAAAAUCGUCGAGAAGGAAUCGGAGAAGGACGAAAUAACAAAACAGAAUGGAAUUCUGCUGGAAAAUAUUUCAUCGCUACUGCUCACAGCGAAGGCGGAAAUCAAGCGGAAGGAUUCCCUCAUUUCAGACAUCCGACGGCAGAGGGAUGACAAUGCGUUCCGGAGGCAGCCUCGCACUGUUCGAAAGUGUGACAAAGGGACUCAGACGACUCUGAUAAGGCUGCUAAGCCAGGCAGCGCAGACGGAAAGCGUGGGAUCGAUGACUGACAUAAAAAUGGUUGGAGGUCGUGGUCGCGAUCGGGAGAGAAAACGAUCACAAAGUCCAUCCAGGGAAGAUCGGAGGGUGAGUGAGAACUCACGGCACAGGGAGAGAGUUCCGUAUAGCGAUCUACGAAACAAGCUACGGGAUAAGAAGACUGGCAGGAGACCUGAAUUGAACAAUAUUCGUCGUAAUCGAAGGGCGACGAGGGUUCAUGACAGGGAACGCGAUAGAGACCAGAGAGCAAGGCAUCGUGAAAAUCGAACGCCGGACCUAUCUCCGGUGGAAUUCCCUAGCCUAUUGCGAAGACCUAGGAAGGAAGUUAGCAAUGCGGAUUCGAUAGCGGAAACAAAGCUAAAGGAAGCGUUUAUUCCGAUGAACGAGAGAGAACUGGAUCGGUACGUGAAGGAGAUGGCCCGCAGCAAUCCGGAUCGAGAAUCUCCGGAUGUGGCUCCGCUGGAAACUGUUAGUAACUCGGACUUGUGGGAUGUCCAAAACAAAAAGAAAUCAUCAAAAAAGAACAGGCGGGAAGAUAAAGCGGCUAAAGAGGAACAUAUCAUUCAAUCAGACGAGAUCGGAACGACCGGAGUGGGAACGAUUUUGUCUCCCGAGAAAAUCGAGGACGUGGAGCAAAAGAUGCGUGCCUUGCACGGAGAAUCUACACCAUCAAUCACUAACUUCACGCCGGAGAGUGCGCAAACGUCUAUUGAACUGCUGAACGGUUUGAGUAAAAGUGCCGAUCAAAUGGACACUUCUCAACCUCCGGCUUUGGUGAUACCUCCACCGGAACCGUCGAUAAUCGAGCUCGUUCCGGAACUGUCGUUCGAGGACGAUCAACGAUUGAAUGAUAGCCGCGAGUUGCGCAUCGUGGAAUCCGAAGACGCAGCGGCAGAGCCAGAUGAGCGCUGCUCUUCCGCGGAAACUGUAAUUGAGAUGCUACAACGAGCAAGUCAGGAGGAAGCGGAGGAUUUGGAGGAGGGCGAGGUUGUUUCAUCGGACGAAUCACAGCCAGCCCAUGGCAGCGCGGAAAG
This is a messenger RNA of Aedes albopictus (Asian tiger mosquito), 1602 nucleotides long. RefSeq names its product caldesmon (gene FLASH). The record is from RefSeq and is a predicted model, not a curated record. NCBI's taxonomy places the organism in Eukaryota, Metazoa, Arthropoda, Insecta, Diptera, Culicidae.